This is a messenger RNA of Prosopis cineraria, 1830 nucleotides long. Its product is annotated as UPF0481 protein At3g47200-like. NCBI's taxonomy places the organism in Eukaryota, Viridiplantae, Streptophyta, Magnoliopsida, Fabales, Fabaceae. The coding region runs from base 166 to 1671 and encodes 501 amino acids. The transcript has 2 exons. The record is from RefSeq and is a predicted model, not a curated record.
CACACAGCAGAUAGACUUUGGCGAAGCGGGAAUCAAGCGAGUGAAGUGAUAUUGAUCAGUUCCUGGUGUUACAUGAUACAUUGGAAUUGAUUUCCCAUUCUGUCUUUCUUUCCAUUUUAUUUUGAUUUCGUGCUUCCGCCGGCUAUAUACAUUCACAAAUUCACAAUGGCACCAUCUGAUCAAUGGAUCGUUGAUAUUCAAAUGACGCUGGGAUCCGUGAAUCACAGCAAAGCAAAGGCAUGCUGUAUUUCGAAAGUUGCAGAGAAAAUUCGACAAGCCAACGACACAGAGAAAGAUUACAACUACAGACCUCAGUUUGUGGCCAUGGGACCCUUUCACAGUGGAACCAGAGUCGACCUGCAAAUCAUGGAAGAGACCAAGUGGAGUUACAUGAACAAGCUUCUUGCUCGUCCCACUCAUGGAAACUUGCUUCUCAGCACCGUUCAAACCUGCAGUAAGGCCAUUCUGGGGCUGGACAGUAUAGUUCGAUUGAGCUAUGCGGAGAAGAUCCAGCUCGAACCAGAGCAGCUUGCCAGAAUAAUCUUACUUGAUGCCUGCUUUCUCUUAGAGCUUCUUCUUGGGCUCCAUGAUAUCACCCUGGAUGGAUACAGUGACAAGAAACAGAUCUUGCGCGUUCUCACUGAUCUCACUCUGCUCGAGAACCAAAUCCCUUUCUUCGUGCUUACAACUUUGUCCCGUCGACUUUUCAAAGUACAAGAACAAGAAGCUGAUAAAGGACAAGAACUUGACGGUCUACUUGCACUUUCUCAGGAUGUUCCUGGUGGCGGGAUACAACUUUCUCCAGAAAAAAUUGCCAAGUCACUCUUCGGAUACGACAUUGCUGCCGCAGGAGUAUAUCAUUUCCUUCAUCUCAUGCACCUGUCCUCCGUCGACCCCUUUGACAAAGACGUGACUUCCAUGAAAGCUGCUACACAAGAACUGAAACGCUGCGCCACAGAGCUCCAAGCUGCGAGAAUCGAAAUUUAUGCGACUUCACAAAAGAAUACAAACGCUUCUAAUCUUACCGACAACAAAACAGGAAUUGUGGCUUCAGCACUGAGGGAGUUUGUGGACAGGUUCGAUUUUUAUAUAGAUUUUAAGGAAAGUGAGCGGAAGCUGAUAAUCCCGACGCUGUAUAUAAAAGAAGGAACGGAUGUGAAGUGGAGGAAUUUGAUUGCCUGGGAGCAAAGCGGAUUGAAAGAAAUCAGCUUCAAGUUCACCUCGUACGCGUAUUUUCUGAAAGGCUUAAUCUGUUCUGUUCAAGACAUCCGACUGCUAAAAUCCAAAAACAUUAUUGUAGUGGAUGAAGAUUUUGCGAUCAGCGAGCACAAAUUACUGUUCAUGUUCCAAAAUAUCACAGCCGGAGCUGAAAAUAUGGAUUCGAGAUACAGUGCUUUGUGCGUGCGAUUGAACGCAGUGCCGGAGCAUAUUAUUAGUGUUCCUGUGACCGGAUGGUUGACCAUGAAGUGGCAUCAUUUCCAGAGUUUUCUGGAACUGCUUGGUCCUCGGAUCAAAUUCAGCAUCAAAAUCCAAUUCCUGCUUUUGUUCAGCAAGUACAUUCCUGACCCGUGGAUGCUCCUCAAACUUGUGGCAGCUACAAUUCUUCUUGUUCUCACUUCUAUUGAGACCGCUUACACAGUGAAAGACUAUUAUGCCCCAGGUGGCCCUUGAGAGCUAGAAACGGAGAAAAACACGUCUACGAAUUCAUUGUUGAAUUGUGUCUCUGCUACCCUUGAAUAAGAUUUUACCCGUGUUAAUUUCGUUUGAGAUUAUGUAGUACGAAUUUUAAAUUAUUCUCCAUAUGUUCUCCAUGAACUUUUUUUUUUCCCA